AUGAGUGAAGUGAGUGCAGAGCAAGAGGAUGGCUUGAAGAAGAAGAACAUAUUUGAAGUUCCAACAAGGACGAAGAAAGACAAACAAAGAAGUAAUGACGAGACUGAAGAGAAAGUGCUCAAGUGGGUGCAUGUUAAUCUACCUUUCACAGAGGUACUCUCUCAAAUGCCACCAUAUGUCAAGUUCCUGAAGGAGAUCUUUUCCAACAAGCGGAAAGUGAAAGAGACAUCGGUUGGCAAGCUCACAGAGCAUUGUAGUGCUAUUCUACAAAAUAAGCUCCCUCAAAAGUGUGGAUAUCCAGGGAUUUUCACUCUACCUUGCUCUUUAGGAAGUACUAAAUUUGAAAAAACUUUGUGUGAUUCAGGUGCUUCUAUUAAUAUUAUGCCUUUGUCUUUUUUUAGAAAAUUGGAGGAAGAGAUUGGAGAAAUCAGAUCUAUACCUGUGCCCUUGCAGCUGGCGGAUCAGGCCACAAUCAUACCUGAAGGAAUAGUGGAAGAUGUGCUAGUUCAGGUGGACAAAUUUGCGUUCCCGGUGUACUUCAUCGUGGUGAACAUGGAAGAGAAAAAGGAGGUCCCUCUUAUUUUAGCUAGACCUUUCUUGGCUACUGGAAAAGGUGUAUUAAAUAUUCAGGAAAGGCAGCUCAUGCUAAGAGUGUGA
Nicotiana attenuata is the source of this 657-nucleotide messenger RNA. RefSeq lists its product as uncharacterized. The transcript is spliced from 2 exons. Lineage: Eukaryota; Viridiplantae; Streptophyta; Magnoliopsida; Solanales; Solanaceae. The coding region runs from base 1 to 657 and encodes 218 amino acids. The record is from RefSeq and is a predicted model, not a curated record.